Molecule: messenger RNA, 2007 nt
Organism: Tremella mesenterica DSM 1558
Lineage: Eukaryota; Fungi; Basidiomycota; Tremellomycetes; Tremellales; Tremellaceae
Exons: 11
Coding region: 1-2007 (668 amino acids)
Biological process (GO): vesicle-mediated transport; intracellular protein transport
Cellular component (GO): CORVET complex; fungal-type vacuole
Source: RefSeq, a predicted model, not a curated record
AUGGCGACAAACACAGCUGGUCCCUCUCGUCCCUUCAGAACCCCCGCUUCUCUACUCAACACCCCUCCACCACCCUCCACGUCUGGAGAUUCAGAGAGCACCAACCAACUUCCCACCGAGAAACCCCUCAACCUGCAGAUCCUUUCCGACUUGGCCAAAAGCGCUCUGGUUGAGUCUCUCAAUGAGAUACAAGGUGCCAAGACCCUUAUCCUAGACCCUGGUCUCGCCGGACCUCUAGGACUGGUCACUGAUGUCGCCCUUUUGAAGCAUCAAGCGGUGGACAAGAUCUUUUGGCUAGAACCAGGACCUCUGAAUGUGUCUACGAGGAAUGUCGUUUGGCUCUGUCGACCGAAGAUGAGUCACAUGAAGACCAUAGCCGAACAGAUCAAAGCGCAACAGAGUACUGUCUCUUCGAAUGGACCUCUGGUUUAUACACUGUUACUGGUACCCCGAGCCACUGAGCUGUGUAAAAAGGUGUUAGAGGAUGAAGGAGUAGCUGGAGAUCUCACCAUCGGAGAGUAUAAAUUGGAAUUUAUACCAGUCGAAGAAGACCUCAUAUCUUUGGAGCUGGAUAACGUCGCAAAGGACAUCUUUAUGAACGGAGAUGAUACACCGUUAUAUUAUUCUUCAUCAGCUCUCAUGAAUUUUCAAAGAGCGUUCGGAAUGUUUCCUCGUAUAAUGGGCAAAGGAGAUGCAGCGAAAAGAUUGACAAACCUCCUUCAGCGUCAUUGUCAAUCGGGAGAAGAACAUUAUAGUGAUUUGGAAUUAUCCACCGAAGUCGAUGGAUUGAUCAUCAUUGAUCGAUCUGUGGACUGGGUCACGCCUAUGUGUACUCAACUCACUUACGAGGGUAUGCUCGAUGAGUUUAUAGGGAUACGAAAUGCUCAUAUAGAAGUCGAUCCAGUUUUGAUAGACCCUCAAAACACAUCCAAUACCACGACCGGUCAACCUCCGCAGAAGAAACGCAAGCAUCACCUGAAUGGACAGAAAGACAAGCUGUUGGGGGAAAUACGAGAUCUAAACUUUGCCGUCGUGGGUACCCGUUUGAGCAAAGUAGCACGUCGAUUAGAAGGUGAUUAUGGUGGUGCGAAGAAUCUCAAGAGUGUAUCUCAGAUGAAAGCGUUUGUGGGGAAAUUGGGAGGGUUACAAGGAGAACAACAAAGUUUGAAAUUACAUACCGGUCUCACCGAAAUACUCAUGCCUAUCACUCGGACGGAAGAGUUUAACAAAUCACUCGAAGCUCAACAAAAUCUCGUGGCGGGAUACGACCUCCCUUCUCAACUCAACACGAUUGACGAUUUGAUGGCUCAACAAGCUCCUUGGGCUACAGUCUUACGUUCUCUGGUGCUCAUGUCCAUAGUUUCAGGUGGGAUCAAGCCGAAAAUACUCGAAAGUGUCAAAAAGGAUUUCCUUCAGGUUCAUGGAUAUCAUCAUCUCCCUUUAUUGAUCUCCCUCGAGAAGCUAGGCUUACUGGUUAAAUCACCGUCAUUAUCCUCCCAACCGUUCCCGACACUGAGGAAGAGUCUCCGACUGGUGGUCGAUGAUGUGGACGAUACGAAACCGAAUGACAUCAGUUAUGUCUAUAGCGGAUAUGCCCCCAUCAGCGUGAGGUUGGUACAAUGUGCUGUUCAAAAGAAUGCAGUACUCAGUACGGGUAUGGGUGUAGAUGGCGACGAGGGGAAGAGGGAAAUACAAAAAGCUCAUCCGUUGGUAGGUUGGAGAGGGUUCGAAGAUGUUUUAGGGAGUAUACCAGGAGCGACUGUUGAUAUACGUCAAAGGUUGGAAGGAAGCAGACAUGAAAUAUCACGAGAAAAAGAAACGAUUACGACUGUUGUGUUCUUCCUUGGAGGAUGCACUUACACCGAGAUAUCCGCAUUGAGAUGGAUGGCGAAACAAGUCAAAGGGAGAAAGUUCGUCAUUGCCACUACUGGCAUGAUCAAUGGUACCACGUUAUUGGAAAGUUUUGGAGAUCCUGAACCUGUCCCAUUGAUAUCACAUCAAAGAUGA